Cooperia oncophora is the source of this 423-nucleotide messenger RNA. The record is from the annotation of a GenBank genome assembly. Lineage: Eukaryota; Metazoa; Nematoda; Chromadorea; Rhabditida; Trichostrongylidae.
AUGCAACAGCAGCUAGCUGCUACGUCAUCGAAUCGUGGUCACAAAUUGGCUACGUUGUUCCCGUCGAUCCAAUGUUGCUUAGCGCUGAUGUUCGCAGCUGAGCGGUAUGCUGACGCAAAAUUGCGGGCUGAUACGGAGAAUAUCAUCGGAAGCACGUUCCAUCUACAGAUGAAUUUGCUUCGAUCGUACAUAUCGAUGUUGGAGCGAGUAGUAAGCGACUGUGGCAUGGCACAACGACAGUCUGGUUUGGCUGCACCUGGCGAAGCCGAGCUGUUGGCGCAAGGCGCGUGUGGCGCAAGAUCAUCAUCAGAGCCAGCCACACCGCAUAAUGAUUCUGGGUUUUGUUCUGGAGUGAGUUCACCGGAAUCAUGUGGCAAAAAGGAUCUCGAAUGCUCGCCACCGAAAAUGGCAAGAAUCGCCUGA